AUGGCCGAUAGCAGCCCCGGCCAGGGACCUAGUCGUGGUCCCUCGCGGCCUCGAGCACAAUCCGAAGCAACACGCCCUAGACCCAAUGAUGAGCAACAAGGAAACCUCCUCAGUCCAACCUGGAGCUUAGGCGCAGACCGGCGCACAUCCUCCGCCCAAACCCCAGGACAAGGACAAGGACUCGGCCUCAGCACCGAAAGCUCAGGACUCCGGUCUCGCCGCAGCCGAAGCAACCGAGUCCCAAGCAUCGCGUCACGCACAACACUAGCACGACGCACGCAAGGAAACUUCACACUCGCAGGGCCAGACGAGACUUCGGCACUACGCCAGGCCCACGAGCCAUUCGUGCACCCUAGCUACGCGGACCUGAACCCAGAGUACGAGCAGCCGAACAACGCGAAGCCCGUAUGGAGUUUAGCAAAGCCGCUGCCGCGCGUGGUGCGGCCGGGGAUGGUCCCUACGAAGGACGAGGUGUUGCAGAAUCGCAUGGGCGAGAAGCCGUCUGUGCCGGCGGCGGAGAACUCGCAGAGACUGGGGAUGGAGGAUGUGGAUCCGAAUGAGCUGGAGGCGGGGAGGAUUGGGAAGAGUGCUGAUCCGAGGAAGAUGAUGGCUGGGGUGGAUGAUGCGAGGGCGCAGAGGGAGAAUAAUUUUGUGAAUAAGUUGUUGACUGGGGAGACGGGGACGGGGACGGGGACGGGGACGACGGCGGCGGGUGGGUCGAGGAUGUCGAGGACUUCGUCGAUGAGGAGACAGUCUUCUGCUGCUGCUGCUCCCGGGGAUCAGUUGUCUGCUGUCCCUGAAGGUGAGAGCCAGAGUGUGUCGCCGGAGGGGAGGCAGGAUCUGAGUGAUGAGCAUUUGCAUCCCGUGCCAGAAGAGCAUGAACAUGAACAUGAACAUGAUCCUGGACAGGAGUACAAUAAUGACAACGACAUAAACGACCACCUCAAUCACUUCAACGAAUCCGCCUACCCCGAAGACCUACACCCGCUGGUCCAAGACCUAGUCGAAGACGAAGUCCACAACAACCACACCGUCUGGUCCGUGAUCCGGACUCACCACCGCGAAGCCCUCGCCGAGUCUCUGGGCGUCUUCGUACAGCUCUCCAUCGGCCUCUCUGCAGACCUCAGCGUCGCCCUACCCGCAACCACAAACCCCAACACCGCCGCCUGGGCCUGGGGGCUCGGCACCAUGAUGGCCAUCUACAUCUCCGGUGGUGUCUCCGGUGCACACCUCAACCCAUCCAUCUCCAGCAUGCUGUGGUUCUACCGCGGGUUCCCGAAGCGCAAACUGCCCGAGUACUUUGCUGCUCAAUUCAUCGGGGCCUUUGUCGCCGCUCUCGCCGUCUACGGUCUGUAUUACCAGUCUAUAAACGAAUACCUAUCAACAUCUUCCUCCUCCACAUCGGCAACCGCAACCGCAAACGUCAUGAAUAGCUUCGUCACAAACCAGCGAAACCCCUGGAUCACAACCGCAACCGCCUUCUUCAACGAAUUCUUCGGCACAGUCCUGCUAUCAAUAACAGUUCUCGCCCUAGGCGACGACCAGAACGCCCCGCCGGGCGCGGGGAUGAGCGCGCUCGUCGUGGGCCUCACGGUCUACACACUCUGCAUCACAUUCAGCUACCAGACGGGGGCGGCAUUCAACCCGAGCCGCGACUUUGGGCCGCGCCUGGCGCUGCUGGCGAUGGGGUACGGGGGUGAUUUGUUCCUUAACCCGUAUUGGUUUUAUGGGCCGUGGGCGGGGUCGCUCUGUGGGGCGUUUAUUGGAGGGUUUUUGUAUGAUUUUAUGAUCUUUACUGGUGGGGAGAGUCCGGUCAAUUAUCCGUUGGAGAGGACGAAGAGGGCGAUGCGGAGGAAGAAGAUGAAGUGGAAGCGGAGGUUGAGGUUGGAGAAGAAGGUUGAUAAGAUUGCUGUUUAA
Messenger RNA from Aspergillus puulaauensis, 1917 nucleotides. Its product is annotated as MIP/aquaporin family protein. Gene Ontology annotation, biological process: water transport; glycerol transmembrane transport. The coding region runs from base 1 to 1917 and encodes 638 amino acids. The transcript has 2 exons. Gene Ontology annotation, cellular component: plasma membrane. Lineage: Eukaryota; Fungi; Ascomycota; Eurotiomycetes; Eurotiales; Aspergillaceae. Gene Ontology annotation, molecular function: glycerol channel activity; water channel activity. The record is from RefSeq and is a predicted model, not a curated record.